AUGAAACGCUUUGACAAUUUGAACGGUCAAGCCAAUUCCAAACUAUUUGACAUCAUUGCUGUCAUUCCAACAAAUCAUGAAGCUCUGCAGGCAUGUAUAAUUUCCACUACCCUCAUUUUCGACAUUAUCGCCUUUGACUUUGAGGGCCCCCACUGGAUUAACAAGAUCCGUUUGAAUCGGUCGAAAGGAAAAGUUGCAGCGGAGAAAGAUGUCCAAUUUGAACUCAGUUAUGCACCAUCGUUUAAUGGAGAUGAGCCUUGCGAAAAUAUGAUUUAUACGGCAAAUAGGCUCACUGAGGAUGUUUGCACAAAAAAGAUUAAGAAUAUAAUUAUCGCUAGCGGAGCUUCAAAACCGGCCGAAGUCCGAUCUCCGAAAGACGUCGUAUCUCUGGGAUAUCUGCUAGGGUUGGAUGAGACCACAACCAGACUUUGUCUUCGAAACCAUGCUCAUCGAUGCGUCACCAAAGGAGGUUUGACCUAG
This is a messenger RNA of Folsomia candida, 480 nucleotides long. RefSeq names its product ribonuclease P protein subunit p30 (gene Rpp30). The transcript is spliced from 5 exons. Gene Ontology annotation, molecular function: RNA binding. Bases 1 to 480 code for a protein of 159 amino acids. The record is from RefSeq and is a predicted model, not a curated record. Gene Ontology annotation, biological process: tRNA processing. NCBI's taxonomy places the organism in Eukaryota, Metazoa, Arthropoda, Collembola, Entomobryomorpha, Isotomidae. Gene Ontology annotation, cellular component: nucleolar ribonuclease P complex.